GAUAUUGUUGCAGAAAAAAGUCUUCUUACAAAAAUCGAUGAGAGAAUAAGCUUACUAGAAAUUAUGCUUAAAGCAAACUGGAAUGAAUCUGUUAUAUGUAAUUUGUUAAAAUUUUGCUGGAAUCAUAGAGAAACUCAGGAAUGGAGAAAUAAUAUACUUGCAAGAUUCCUUCAUCAUCCAAAUUUAACUCCAUCAAAGCAUAAACCGAAUGCCUUAUAUGAUAUAUUCACCAAGAUAGAU
This is a messenger RNA of Racocetra persica, 240 nucleotides long. The record is from the annotation of a GenBank genome assembly. NCBI's taxonomy places the organism in Eukaryota, Fungi, Glomeromycota, Glomeromycetes, Diversisporales, Gigasporaceae.